This is a messenger RNA of Zophobas morio, 666 nucleotides long. RefSeq lists its product as uncharacterized. The record is from RefSeq and is a predicted model, not a curated record. Bases 1 to 666 code for a protein of 221 amino acids. The transcript is spliced from 2 exons. NCBI's taxonomy places the organism in Eukaryota, Metazoa, Arthropoda, Insecta, Coleoptera, Tenebrionidae.
AUGGCAAAGGUGGUAAAAAUAUUAAACGCAAUAGGAGCAGAGAUUAACAGCGAGCAAUACAUCGAUGAAACAAUGAAAAUAGGAAAAUAUAAAUCAAUGAGCACAAGACCCAUAAUGAUGAAAAUGACCACGGGAGAAAGCAAAAUGGAAAUACUGAGAAAAGCAAAAAAAUUGAAGAGCACAAACACAGGGAUUGACGAAGAUUUUACUAAGAAAAGGGUAAGAGAGAAAAAUAAUUUAGAAAAACAGGAAAACAAACGGGGAGCUCAAGAAGUGAAAGACAAGAAAAACCGUAAAAGAGAAAAGAAGGAAAAAGAAAGAUUGGAUAAGAAGGUAUGGAAAAUAAGGACUUGGAAUAUUAGAAGCAUAACAGGAAAAGAAAGAGAAUUAAUUACCGAAUUUGAGCAAGCGAACUUAGAUAUACUAGGCAUAACCGACUCAAAAAAGAAAAAAAAACAAGGGAUGAUGGAAAUGAAAGAGGAACACGUAUUAAUCUAUAGUGGUGUAAAUAAAGACAUGAGGGCAAGAGAAGGAGUGGGAUGUAUUCUCAAGAAAGAGCAUAGAAGGGUGGAGAUUCAUCUUAAAAGGAAUAUUACAAAUAGUAUAGCAUAUGGACCUACCGAGGACGAAAAAACUGAGAAAAAAGGGAGUUCUAGAAUGAACUAA